AUGCCGCGAUCCAUUCCAAUAUUCGAAUUUGCCCAUCUUUCGCCCAAGGUGCAGCUCUCAUUGGCCUCGCACAUGACGUCGAAGGCCCUCCUGGACUACGCCCUCGAGUGUCUCCCGUUCAGGAACUUCCUAGUCGCCAACAUCGGGACCGUCGUUCUCGCCUGUCUCCUCACGCAAUACGGCUACAUCCUCGAGCUCCGUUCACUCACCGAGAUCCCGCCCAUCCAACUGAACCUCCACAACGCCGAGAAAUCCGCACUGCUGGAAUCGAUCCCACUGCUGAUGUUUCUGAUGCACGAGGAGAACCUGUGGGAGCUCCCGGAGCACCGGGGCAUCCUCAUGCUGCUCUCCACCUCUCCAUGCGACCCCUGGACCCCCGUUCCCCCACUCUCCCUCGAGAACACCUACGGCACCGGCAUCCGCGGCCUGCUACGCUACCUAUUCCGGUACAAGAUGCUGUGCCGCGCGAUGACGUCCACACAGCGGCGGCGGCGAAUGCAGCAGUUCCUGGAGCGGCACUACACGGCGUGGGCGGUGCGGGACAUUGCGGACGUGUACGAGGCCCUGCGUGGCGUGAUUGCUCGGCGGCUGGGGUGGAUCCAGGGCCCGGAGCUCGAGGACGUCGCUGCGUACCUCAUCGCGGACCUCCGCGUGCUGCAGAUGCCGCAGACGGGCGCUCAUCAAUGGCUGGCUCAGUUGGAACGCGAGAAGGGCGGGAGGACGGAGCAUAGCGGGUUCUUUUGGGGGCCGGUGGUGGGUGCUCUCAAGAGUGCGGACGACCUGGCGGCUGGAGAGUACGAAGGGUGGGAGACGGGGUUCGCGACGGCGGUCACGGAGCCGGUGGUUGAAGCCUCCAUCGGCGAGGAUGAUGUCGACACCGACGAUGGAGUCCGCGUGGUGUGUUGUGUUCCCUGGUUGGGACGGGCGGUGAACCGCAAGGCUGCACCUGUAACUCUUAGGAGACAGCAGAAGGUUUUUUGA
This is a messenger RNA of Tricharina praecox, 981 nucleotides long. RefSeq lists its product as uncharacterized. The record is from RefSeq and is a predicted model, not a curated record. NCBI's taxonomy places the organism in Eukaryota, Fungi, Ascomycota, Pezizomycetes, Pezizales, Pyronemataceae. The transcript has a single exon. The coding region runs from base 1 to 981 and encodes 326 amino acids.